UGCAGGGUUCAGGGACACUUUUAAGUACCAUUGUGCAUUUUGAGAUUUACUAAAACCGACAAAUGUUCCUGUGGCGUACGCUUCAACUAAUUUUAACCGAAAGCUUGGAGUUUAUGCUAUACGUGCUCUAGUGCCUGACGCUUUUCUAAAUUGUUUUUCGGUUAUUUGAACAAGCCGUUGAAGUCCAAAGCUAGUUAGCAUGUAAGCUAGCUAAUGGUUUGUCCACAGUGUUUUUUGGAUUGUCUGUCACCUUUUUGUUGUACAGAAACUUAUAAAGACCGACGGCAAAAGUCUGAAAUAUAUUAACUUACGAAACAACGUCUUCUUUCACUAUCGGUGCUUCGCUAACGCUCAUUAGUUAGUCGGCAACACGGAGAAGUAAGUAAACGUUAUGUUCCUAACCACUGACUGAAACAAUAACGUAAAAGCACCGACAUGUACUUGCUUGAAAAAGUUUGAUAGCGUCAUGUAUGGCUGCAUACCAUAUUUUAAGAUUUGCUCACCUACUGAAAAAAGGACUGCCCAAGAAACAAGUUUGGACGAAACCAAAUAACACUUCAAUCCUGGUAUCAGCUCAAGUUGUAUUGAUGACUGCGCUGACAGACUUUGAAUCUGUAGCAAAGAGACUCAGGAUUGAAAUCAGUGCCCCUUCAUCUUCUCCCCAAGUCUCAUCUUUAUGUAUUCAGAGCAGAGAUAAUGCAACAGUAGAUCACAAAAGGAGGCAAAACAACACCGACACGAAGAUGGAUAUGCAGCCAAAGACUGGAGCAGAUCAUUUGCGAGGUGUUAAGACAAAACGUUUCCAUCAAAGAAUUGGCCCCAGAUCGCAACAGAAGAUCAGAAAUACUCUUGGACGAUGGUUGGUUAAGCCCCAAAAAAGUACAGCUGAAGUGUGCCAAACCCAAGAGGAUGUAGAGAUCGCGGAUGAUGGUAGCUUUCAAAGCACUUCAGCUCAGGUUCUAGACUGCCAAAAAGCUGAAAAGCAUACUGUAUCUGACUCAGAUGAAGAAACGCAACCUUUGACACCACCAAACCUCGAUGAGGACACUCCUGUGUCACCAGCCUCCAAGGAUCCUGCAAGGAGUGAGCUAAGACAGGCACCUGCCCAAAAUUAUGAUGGAUUAGAGAAAGAGGAAAUGGAGACAUGCUCAGCAAAGGGUUCUGUCAAACAAAAUGCCAAAAUAACAGACUUCUUUUCAGGGAUCUCAUCACCAGAUUUACCUGUGAGACGGGGCAAGUCAGAUAAGUCUCCAGACAAACAGGAUGGAGACAAGGGAAAUACCUCUGCUGCUGUCAAGCCUGAUGUCAAAUGGCUGGGGACGCCAAUUGGUGAGCUGAAGAGAAUGCCUGAAUGUGGCGCACCGCUUCCUCCGCUGAAGGAUAUUCCUGGACAGCACACUGUGAUGAUAAGGACAGACCUUCUUCAGAGUGGUAAAGUUCCUGUUCCAUAUCCUACUAAGUUUAAGGACACCUGGGAUGAUGUCCAUGUCAAGAUGCCCUGUUCCAAUAGUAACCUGUUUCCUGUACAGGAUGAG
Plectropomus leopardus (leopard coralgrouper) is the source of this 1535-nucleotide messenger RNA. Lineage: Eukaryota; Metazoa; Chordata; Actinopteri; Perciformes; Serranidae. The record is from RefSeq and is a predicted model, not a curated record.